UGCCAGCGACGCUAUACUAAUUCUAUAGUCCAGGCAGAUUAGUAAAGGUCUGAUUGAUGCAAAAGCAAGCACAUUGUAGAUCUAUAUGAUACUUUCCAGUGUAAUUUUGUAAAUACAGUUAAGAAGUGGUAAUAAAACAAUAGUGCAGGCAACCAGUCUCUUACUCUACUGAAAGAAGAUGACUGGUUUGAAUUAAAUAAAAUAAAAAACUCAAUAUGUCACUAAAUGAAGAUUAACUAGAAUCUAGUAGAUUUAAAGACGUUAAAGUUGUAUUAAAAAAAACUUUUAGUUUGACCGAGUUUUUCAUCAGUGGUCAACAAUAAAUUAUAAAAAAAAAACAUUAUGGCGCUGGCAAAAGGAAAAUUUUCCUAUGGUAGACUGAAAGGGAAAGGAAUUAUCAGUGAUAGAGAAAUAAGAUUCAAGUGCAUUUUCCAAAACACAAUACUUGAUGUUCUUCGAGCUAGACCUGGAUGGCAAGAAGUACAGGGUGAUGGUGAGUGGGAUCUAUACUGGUGUGACAGAGAAUGGCUACAUGCAAACUAUGACAACAUGUUCUUACAGGAGCAUCAGAAAAUACUUCAUUUCCGUAACCAUUAUGAGUUGACCAGAAAAAAUUUGAUGGUGAAAAAUCUUAAACGUUUCCGAAAACAAACUGAUAAAGAAUUGGGUAAAGCAGACCAAGGAUGGGACUUCUUUCCUGCUACAUUUGAGCUCCCAUCUGAGUACCAUAUAUUUGUGGAAGAGUUCAAACGCAAUCCUGGAAUGAUAUGGAUUAUGAAACCUGCAGCCAAAUCUCAAGGAAGAGGAAUAUUUCUAUUCCGGAAACUAAAAGACAUAACAGAUUGGAAGAAGGGUGAAUAUCAACCUUUGGCAGAUCCUAAUGUACCUAAAGACAUUCCUGAGACAUACGUUGUUCAACGUUAUAUAGAUAAUCCAUACCUGAUUGGCGGGCGAAAAUUUGAUAUACGUAUAUAUGUUUUAGUAUUAUCUUUUAACCCUAUGAAGGUCUGGCUAUACAGAGGAGGAUUUGCGAGAUUCUCUAACAGUCGUUUUUCUUUGGACUCUCUUGAAGACACAUAUAUUCAUCUAACUAAUGUAGCAGUGCAGAAAACAUCACCUGACUAUGAUCCAGAGAAAGGAUGCAAAUGGUCUGCACAACAGCUCCGGAAGUACUUAGUUGCUAGGCAUGGUUUUAAUAAAGUAAAGAAUAUGUUCACUGCUGUUGACAACAUAAUUAUCAAGAGUUUACACAGUGUCCAGAAAGUCAUCAUAAAUGACAAACAUUGUUUUGAAAUGUAUGGCUAUGACAUUCUGCUGGAUGACACACUCAAACCCUGGCUUAUAGAAAUCAAUGCAUCACCAUCAUUGACUGCAAGUGGACAAGAAGAUUAUGACUUGAAGUUUGGCCUGCUCAAUGAUGUAUUGAAUGUAUUGGACUUAGAAAACCGCUUGAGUGGAAAAGAGAAACGCAUUGGUGGCUGGGAUCUUCUAUGGGAUGAUGGACCAGUGGUCAUUGAUGAGAUGUCUCAGGAAACUGGAUUAACUUCUUACUUGAGAGUCAACUCAUUCUUAGGAUGUCAAAAUACAAGAAAGGAACAACUGCGUGAGACAUACUCAUUAGCUGAAGCAUUCAAAUCUGCAGCAUCUACACACUCUUGAUGAUGUUAGUCGUCUCCUGGGCUCAGAACUUACCAGGAGUUAAAAGCUGGAGAAGAUUUACUCAUUCCAGCAAUAACAAUGUUACUAUAUAUAUACCCAGACAUGAUUUUAAAAUGUCAGUGUGUAAUUGAACUAAUAAAUGUCAAACUUAUGCCUAAUAAUUAAUUACAAGUUUGCAAUAUCAAAAGCAAAUCAACUUGAAUAUUCUAUUAAUUUAAAUUUAAAACAAAGUAAAUACUUCAUGACAUUAUUCUAAAAAAACACCCCUUUAAAUAUAAAAAUAGCACAAGGCCUUUCCCAGCAACACAUGUGAAGUGUUUUUAAUGUACAACUAUAACUCUGUAUUUUGCUGAGCCUAUGUUGUUUAUACAUACUUAUGUUAAAAAAAUCAAUCUUAUAGCUAGCAUCCAAGUAAAACCUGAAGAGUUCUAAUCACAUACUGCUCAUAUUAUAUGAACCAAAAUGAGAUUUUUUUUUUUUGAAAACCAUGAUACAUGACAUAAUCUGUUAUGAAUGUAAUAUUAUGUUAUACAAAUCAAGGCUGAACAAUAGAUGCAGCAUUAGUUAGACAUUCUGUUUAAUUAACACUUAGUGUUUAUUGUGUCUACCAAUGGUCAUGUUCUGUUUAACAAUAUUAGAAGUUACCUUGCUCACUACUCCAUUUACAUCAAACUCAGGACUGCAUUAAUGUUACCAUUUUAAACAAGCUCAACUAUCUUCUUUAGUAGUAUUUUAAUAUACUUUUGAUACCAUAACACAUUUUAAAUGUGUAUUUACAAUAAAGGGUAUAUUUUCAAUUAUACAGUAAAAAAAUAACUAGCUAAAUACAUUUUCUCAUCACCAAUAUCAUGAUCACAGCACAUCAUUUAAGUUUUUUUGUUAUGUACCUUGGGCCAUUUGAAAAUUGCACUGGAAUGUGUUUUGAUGACAUCAACAUCGAUAAAGAAAAUAUUUUGUAAAUAAAUAAAACAUCUGAUAUGCUAAAAUAUCAA
Molecule: messenger RNA, 2651 nt
Organism: Physella acuta
Lineage: Eukaryota; Metazoa; Mollusca; Gastropoda; Physidae
Product: putative tubulin polyglutamylase TTLL9
Biological process (GO): protein polyglutamylation; microtubule cytoskeleton organization
Cellular component (GO): ciliary basal body
Molecular function (GO): tubulin binding; tubulin-glutamic acid ligase activity
Source: RefSeq, a predicted model, not a curated record